AGGGAUGAAGAGAAUGUAGCUUUCGCGUGAGUUACCUGGGGGUGUCUGGGACCCCCUAAAACCUUGAUCUUUUGAUAGCCUAGGCAUGUCCAGUCUUUUUGUAUCCGUAGUUACUGAAGUCAACAUUUGUCAACAUGGGGUACAAUAGGAGGUUAAAAUUUGGUACAGCUCUUACUGUACUAAUAGUUUUAUUUGCUGUUUAUUAUAGAAAUACAGAAAACGUCCUUCAAAAGCGUUUACAGGCUUUAAUUCACGGGUUAGAAAAGCUUGAGAACAAACAUGUGGUAACUUCCAGGCCGAAGGUUGCAAUAGGUUAUGGUGUCUGUACUGACGUCUAUGUUAAUGCUAAACAGUUACUUGCAUAUUCUAAAGAAAUUGGACGACCCGAACAUUUUGACGAAAUUAAGACGGAAAUAGAGCUUUUGAAAAGUUUCGCUUAUUACUUUCGUCAUGGAGCUGCUGCGGAGAGAUACAUGGCUAAUCGUACGUUGUUUGAUGCACUGGUUACCAAAGCUAGAUCAUUUCCAUCAUCAUAUUCUACCAUUGGUGGUAAUGCAGCGAUCAUGGCAUUAAGAUUUGCACAAGAGGGAUGCGAUGUUACACUCGCUGCAAAGCUGACAAGAUCUUUGCAUCAAAUGAUACCUCAAGUUAUUAAUAUUAUCGGAGGUGAGGCAAAGAGGGAUGACAUUCAUUUAGUUAUAGAAUAUAAACACGGAGAUGUGUGGGGCCCAUAUUCUAGUGCUAGAGCUAAUAGGUAUAUUGUUCAUAACGAUGCCAAUAAUCCAAUGCUUAGUUCUCUUGAUGCAUUUAAUAAGAUUUUAUCAACGUAUGACCCUCAUUUACUUGUUAUCAGUGGUUUACAAAUGAUGGAUAAUUAUCCAUUUCCAGAUGGUGAAAGGGAAACACUUUUGCUUAAAGUAAAGAAGCAGAUGGUGGAACGACCUCCAUCUACUAAGAUCCAUUUUGAAAUGGCUUCAUUUGCAGAAGAGAAGUUGCUUUUUGAAUUGUGUGAUUCAAUUAUACCAUUUGCUGAUAGUUUAGGGAUGAACGAGCAAGAGAUAGCUAAUUUACAUAAUGCGAUGUAUUAUGGGAACAUAUCUUUAGUAGCAAAUUCAACGCCGCGUAUCGCGACAGUUUUAGAUCAGAUGAGAACGUUAUUCGUACUUAUUCGUAUGAGAAGCAAAAACAUUCCUCAUUCUCGACAACUGACAAGAAUUCAUGUACAUACAUUAGCAUAUCAAGCUAUAUUUACUGCCAAAAAUACUAUGUGGAAAAAUACAAUGGGUGCAGCAGCUAAAGCAUCGUUAACAGCACAUAGACACGUAUGUGCAACGAGUCACGUUGAUAUUAGGAAAGCUGCUUUAAUUUUAGACGACAGUUUUUCAACCUCUAUCGUCGACGGUACUAGAAUUGCACUGGAUAUCGAGAAACCAGUAUCCUGUUGGGACGAAGCGUUGAAAGUAGGAAACGAAAAUAUUCCUAUUCAGGUUUGCGUUGCACCGGUGUUGGUCUGCACCGAAGCAGCUCAGACCGCAGGUGGUGGCGAUAAUAUUUCAAGCGCUGGUCUUGUGUUACAAAUAUAAUUUUUGUAUUUAAAAAAUAACUGAACGACAAUGAACUAUCGUAAUAUUCUGCUUUGCCACUCACAGAAUCAAUUAGAUUUCGGCUUAAACUUUUAAUAUUUAAAUUAUAAUUCAUUCCAUAAAAUAUCAUUCCACGUGCACGUGUUGCUUCCACGAUUGACGUUCUAUGCAUAAAUACGUAGAAUAUUUUAGUAAUUUAAAAGUUUCUUAUGGCUCAUUUUAUUUUAACGUAGAACAAGAUAAUUGUUAAAUUAGAUAAUAUUUGAAUAUCACGACAAUACUAUUUAAGAACAUUGAGCAUAUUACUACUACAUAAAGAAAAAUUCACGUUAUACACAGUGCCAUGCAAUAUUGACAUUUAUCGUGUAUUUAGUAACUUCGAAGAAAAUAAAUAUCCUGUUUUAUUAUAAAUAACUAUGCGCUUUCAGGGUGAAAUUAUGUGAUAUAGUAUUUAAAAGGUUCUGUAAAACAGUUUACCAAAACUGAAAAAUCCAAUAAAGAAAUCAAAUAGAGUUGAACAAUGCA
This is a messenger RNA of Osmia bicornis bicornis, 2108 nucleotides long. RefSeq names its product ADP-dependent glucokinase. The transcript has 5 exons. Gene Ontology annotation, molecular function: ADP-specific glucokinase activity. Gene Ontology annotation, cellular component: endoplasmic reticulum. The coding region runs from base 135 to 1583 and encodes 482 amino acids. NCBI's taxonomy places the organism in Eukaryota, Metazoa, Arthropoda, Insecta, Hymenoptera, Megachilidae. The record is from RefSeq and is a predicted model, not a curated record. Gene Ontology annotation, biological process: glucose metabolic process.